Rhodamnia argentea is the source of this 2472-nucleotide messenger RNA. RefSeq names its product protein ENHANCED DOWNY MILDEW 2-like. Lineage: Eukaryota; Viridiplantae; Streptophyta; Magnoliopsida; Myrtales; Myrtaceae. The record is from RefSeq and is a predicted model, not a curated record.
AUGCGGGUUCUAAGCAAACUAAUGAAAGAGAAGCCCUGGGAGAGGAGUAAAUCCGGCAAGAAUGUUGCCAAGCCUAGUUCUAUUAUGGAUGAUCUUGAAGAUGUUGGGAUGGAAGAUGUUGAAGAUGGGACCACCGAGGAGGAUGAUUGUUUUGAACACAUUUGUGCACUAUGUGACGAUGGUGGUAACAUUUUACCUUGUGUCGGAAAAUGUAUGAGGUCAUUUCAUGCUACUAAAGAAGAUGGUGAAGACUCUCGUUGCAAUUCUCUUGGAUUUUCACGGUCGGAAGUUGAUGCAAUGCCACCUUUUGAGUGUGAAAAUUGUAGACACAACCUGCACCAGUGCUUUGCAUGUGGGAUGUUGGGCUUCUCUGACAAGUCUUUUGAUGCUGAUGUCUUCCAAUGUGUUUCUGCUACUUGCGGCCUCUUCUACCAUCCCCUCUGUGUAGCAAAUUUGGUCCAUCGCAGAGAUGAAGUUGCUGCAGAACAACUUAAGCUGAGGAUUGUUGCAGGAGAAAGUUUCACGUGCCCUGCACACAAAUGCUGUGUUUGCAGUCAAAUAGAAAACAAGGAGGAACGUGAUCUGCAAUUUGCUGUAUGCAGACGAUGCCCCAAGUCUUACCACAGAAAAUGCUUGCCAAAGGAAAUUAUUUUCAAAGGUUCAGAUGCAGAUGCAAUACCAAGGGCAUGGGAGGGAUUACUACCCAAUCGCAUAUUAAUUUAUUGUUUAAAGCAUGAUAUUGUUGAAGAGAUUGAGACUCCAGUUCGAAACCACAUAAUAUUUCCUACUAUUCGAGCAAAUAGGGCCGCUAUUGGAGCGAAAAGGAAAAGACUAGUGUUGGAAUCACUCUCUACCGGAGGGAGAUGUUUAAGGAUUAAACCUGUUGCUUCAGAGGACUGCUUGAAAAGAGCUUCAGAAGAACAGUCGAUUGGAAAGGAUAAAUCUAUUUUCACAAAGAAAGAACGUGAAAAAUACAAAAAAGUGAAAGUAUCAUUUGGACAAGAUAUAGCCAAGAAAUUCAAAGCGACAGAUUGGUCCAAGAAAUUUUACAAGCAUACUGCCAAGCCUAGGUCUUUUGAGGCCAGCACAUCUUCAACCCUGAGGGAGCACACUUUUCAGGAUGAAAGGUUAUAUGCCUUCAUGACAAAGGAAUCUGGGAAAACAAAACCAGGAAAACAAGUUGUACCAGAUAUUGGAGAGAGAAGAGCCGUGAAGCCUGCUUCCAAGAAGUCAGAUGACUCGCUUCCUGCGCUAGAUGCCGACACAGAGAGGAGGCUUUUGAAUCUAAUGAAAGAGGGCGAAUCAUCAAUAACUAUGGGAGAUGUUAGGAGAAAGCAGAAAGUGCCAUCUACUCAUGCACAAUAUCUUAAGUCAACUGUUGAUAAGGCAAUUACUGUAGGGAAAUUGGCGCGUUCAGUUCAGGCUGUUCGAACAGCUUUGUGGAGGCUAGAGGAAGGAGACCGGAAUGAAGAUGCAAAAGCUGUCUGUGACCCAAAUGUUCUAACCCAGAUAUUUAAAUGGAAGGACAAGCUUAGAGUAUAUCUUGCACCAUUCCUAUAUGGUAAUCGCUACACUUCCUUUGGCCGGCAUUUUACGAAAGUGGAUAAGCUUCAAGAGAUUGUUGACAAGCUCCAUUGGUAUGUUCAGGAUGGUGACAUGAUUGUCGACUUCUGUUGUGGGGCUAAUGAUUUUAGCUGCUUAAUGGCAAAGAAGCUUGAAGAGACCGGAAAGAAGUGCUCUUACAAAAAUUAUGAUAUUAUUCCACCAAAGAAUAACUUCAAGUUUGAACAAAGGGACUGGAUGACGGUCCAACUAAAAGAACUACCUUUGGGGUCGAAAUUGAUCAUGGGGCUAAAUCCUCCUUUCGGAGUUAGAGCAGCUUUGGCGAACAAGUUCAUUGAUAAAGCUCUUGAAUUCAAACCGAAGCUCCUUGUUCUAAUUGUUCCAUCAGAAUCUGCAAGAUUAGACGAGAAAAAGUUUCAGUAUGAUCUGGUGUGGGAAGACAACCGAUCCUUGUCUGGAAAGUCAUUUUAUUUGCCAGGGUCUGUUGAUGUAAAGGACGAACAGAUGGAACAGUGGAACAAUAGGCCACCGUUGCUGUAUGUAUGGAGCCGUCGAGAUUGGACUGCAAAACACGUGAACAUAGCCCAAAAGCAGGGUCACUUGCCGGCAGAGAUGACCGGAUCGCUUGAUCUUCAUUCUCUGAAAGAUGACCGGAGCCUUUGCAUUGGUACCUCAUCGCUUGCAGGUGAUACCUCAAUGCCAAUGGGUAGGCCUGAGGAAACCAAAGACAGAGUCCAUGCCAAAUGGUAUAGGAGUAACUUUCAAAGGAAAACAACUCAUUCAAAAGGCCGAUGGUAGCAGAACACUCAGAAGAGAAAUUGAUAAGAAGGAUCUACCCAAUUCGACGAAUGGGGAGUAUUAGUUCAAGGAUCGGUCCUCUUAGGGGGAAAAGGCAUGUGGUGGAGGAAC